AACACCUCAUUGCAACAUGUCAGAUUUCAAAGCUGUGCAAAGAAAAUAGAAUUACUGUACAUGGAACAGAUCUAGAUAGAGGAAAAGGCAAAAGUAACUAUUUAUGGCCAAAGCCUAAGAUGUAUACUCAGAAGUAAACUCAGAAGAUGAAUACUCAGAAGUAAAUCAGAAGCUAAUUCGGAAGAGGUUUACUCAGAAGUAAAUCAGGGGAAGUUACUUCCUCCUUUGUACUGCUACUUUUAUCUUCUUCUAGAAAAUGUCUCUACCUUCUACAGAAUCAGCUUUCCUGGAAACAUUUGUUUUGAGUCAAUGAGGAGCCACACUGUGAAAAGAAUUUGUGGAGUUUGGAUAACUUUGCUUGCUUUCAACUCACUGAAAAUAUGGUAGAUGUGGAAAAAUGGCUUUGCAGGAUCAUGCUGCUCUUUCUUUCAUUCCAUUCUGGAACAGGGGGAACCCAGCUAACACUAACACCUCCAGGUUUUAUAGAAACUGCCUGUUUCAACAGUAUGUUUUGGAUGAAACUGGAUGAGUCCUUUCUUCAGAAAAAGUACCUCAGGAUAGAAAUAAUUAAUCAUGCGGUUGUCACUGUCUUGCCUGACAAGGAGGUGGAAACUCGCUGUGGUUAUGUCCUGUCAGAAGAUGUGUGGGGAAAUCGGAUCUUCCGGGCUUCUUUUCUUGGCUGUCAUGUUACGAACGAGAGGGAUGAAAGGUUUACUCUUACUUUAAAUAUCAAAGUGUCAUCAUUUGAAGACAUGAGAGCGCCUAUGACUUAUCAGCGUGUUUUAAGCUGUCCCUAUUUCCCAUGGGCUCCACGAGAGAUUGUGUGUGAAGAAAAUUACAUGGAGGUGUCAGUGAAGACUGAUGUCCCAGUGAUUUCAGAUGUUGAGACUGAAGACUGGAUGCCAGCCCUGCCAGAGACAGAAAAGGUUGCAUAUCAGGUAUGGCAGCUGAUAUUCUAUUCUCCUUCAGGGAGAAAGACAACCGUGGUGAGUGAUGCCAGUAAGCUAGGCUACAGUUUCAAUAACACGCUGACAAGGGUUUUCCUUCGGUCUCCAUACUCCACAAAUGAAUCUGAACAUUCAGUGGCUAAUGGGGUCACUAUGAGUACCGUCAGCUCCACUUCCAUGUACAAACAAAGAUGGCUUCUCCUGUUGAUAGAUACCACAGUAUCGUGCCCUGCUGAUGGCACCAGCUUCACAGAUACUGUCAUAAGAUGGACAGUGCCAACUAUGAUUCCUAGACUGGUCCUUCAAGCACACACCUUCACAUCCCUUAAUGUAUCAAUGGGAGUUGGAGGGAAAAGAAUUGAAAACCCUGAAAAAUUCAACUAUGUACUGGAAAAUAAUCACACACAUGUUGGAAUAACAAUCCCAAUUGGAGCAUUUGGGGGCAGAUUUAAGAGCACUGUAUCUAAUGGCAUCUAUGGAAUGACAUGGAGUAUUGACUUAUUUUUGGAGCAUACCUGGUCGGAUACAGAUUGGCAGCUGACCAAGUAUACUGUGAUUAAGCCAAUCACGACACCCUUCAUGCCACAAAUACCAACUGUAGUCAAUAACACCAUUCCAGAAACACGAGUGUUUGAUGUUAUGUUGGGAGUCUUCCUUCCUGAUGUCACUCUGGUAAUACUUACAAUAGGAGGUAUACCUUUAACACUCAAAGAAGCUGAGCAAAAGAACUACAAGAUCUCAGACACUCCUUUCCCUACUGGAAUGAAGGGCUUUAAACUGGAAGUACCUUUUGAUGACCCCAUUGUCCAAAAAGAGUAUGUGAACAAAAAUGAAACUAAAUAUAACCUGCGUGUGAACUACACACUGAAUGUGGGCCCUGAGAAGAAGCUAUACCAUCAUUUUGCAGACAUAGAGUGUAUAAUUGCAGAUAUUGUACUACCAGAAGGCACUGGAUAUUGUGACAAAGCAAACAUGUAUUUAGUUCUUCCAACUAAAGACAUCUACAAAUAUUGGAGCUUACAUGUAGGCAAUAGGCCUCUAAAUCAGGCUACUGCCUUUGCAGAUGGGUAUUUUCUCACUGCAAAUGAUACUCAUCUUGUAUUACAAGUGCCUGUCUUUGCCCCUGGGAUUAUCUAUGAGGAAGUGUCAUUUGAAAGAAUCCAAGCUAGAUUUGACCUUACCCUGAAGAAAAUAAUCACUAUGGAGACAGUGAAUGUCUUUUCAAUCAGGUGUAGUUUCUACUUCCUAGAAUUUGUAGUUUGCUAUCCUAAUGGGAUAAUGACUGUAUCUGCUGUUAUGAAGACAGUUCCAUCUAUUGACAUGAGCAAAACAAGACUGAAAGACAGGACCUGUAAGCCAAAAGAGUUUACCAAAGAACGAGCCUUCUUCCAGUUUCAUGUUUCCACCUGCGGGACUUUGGUGAAGUUUGAAGGUGACCAUCUUAUUUAUGAAAAUGAAAUAUCCUUUGAAAGAGGGAUUCUUCCAGUACAGGGACCACCAACUAUCACAAGAGAUCCAGAGUACAGACUAACUGUAUUCUGUUACUACUCAUUCAAAGAGACACUAACACAAAGAGCUACUAUCUUUGGCUCUGCAUCUGAAAUACCUCAAUCUUCUGGCUUUGGGCCAAUAAUGACUAGGUCAAACAUUGCAGGCCAUAGAAGAGUGAGACAAGCACUGAAUGUAAUGGCAAACAUAUUCACGGAUGAAUCUUUCACAGAAACUUAUGGUAAACAUUCAGUACCAUCUAUAUAUUUAUGGGAGCCUAUGCUUCUUGAAGUUCAACUAAAAGAUGAAGCUCCUGGUAUGGAACUAUACUUGGAUAAUUGUUGGAUAACUGAGUCUGAAGAGUUCAACAGUAUUUCUCAGUGGAAAUUCAUUGCAAAUGGAUGUGAGGACCAAACUAAUGGGUUUGUGAACUUCUACUCAGUGUUGAAAAGUGACAGAGUGAAAUAUCCUAAGCAUUUCAAAAGAGUGGGAGUUCAUAUACUGAAUCUUCCUCUGAGAAAGGUAUACUUCCACUGCACAGUUACAGUCAAUAUUUCUCCUUGUGUGUCUCUUAAUAGUCUUCCCUGCAAACAAUGUGGUUUUGGAAGGAAACUUGAUCAGCAUUCUGAAACUCUUCCUAUUAAUCAUGGUUAUGUUGUGGCUGGACCAAUCUUGAUUCUUCAUCCUGACCAAAUUAAGGAGAUGGCCACACACAAAAGUUAGGUGUAGCCGGACAAUUCUACUUGCUGCAGUUGGAUUCUGGAUUCCCAAGAUUGGACUGCUUUAAAUGUACACAUCACAUUAGAUUCCUAUAUUAUCAGAUCUCUAUAAAUUAAAAACAAGAAGUGCAAACUA
Messenger RNA from Anolis carolinensis (green anole), 3290 nucleotides. RefSeq lists its product as uncharacterized. The transcript has 24 exons. The coding region runs from base 381 to 3158 and encodes 925 amino acids. Lineage: Eukaryota; Metazoa; Chordata; Lepidosauria; Squamata; Anolidae. The record is from RefSeq and is a predicted model, not a curated record.